Molecule: messenger RNA, 1667 nt
Organism: Rosa rugosa (rugosa rose)
Lineage: Eukaryota; Viridiplantae; Streptophyta; Magnoliopsida; Rosales; Rosaceae
Product: crocetin glucosyltransferase 3-like
Exons: 1
Coding region: 85-1551 (488 amino acids)
Molecular function (GO): UDP-glycosyltransferase activity
Source: RefSeq, a predicted model, not a curated record
CAAAAGCAUAUAUAGCCAGUCCAUUCAUACAGUAAUCCCAAAACCCAUUCAGAGCCAAAAGCUAAAAAUCAAAGAACUUCAGAGAUGGGUUUUGAUAAGGAACACAUAGUGAUGCUACCAUUCUUGGCUCAAGGCCAUCUGAUUCCAUUCCUAGCCCUAGCCAAGCAAAUCCAGCACAGAACAGGGUUCACCAUCACCAUCGCCACCACCGCCCUCAACGCCCAUUACCUUCGGUCUGCUCAACCCAACACCAACAUCCACUUGGCCGAGCUUCCCUUCCGCAGCGAAGACUAUGGCCUCCCGCCCAACACAGAGAACACAGAGAACAUACCUCUCAACGUAGUCGGAAACCUCUUCACUGCAUCGCAACAUCUCGAAGCUCCGACUCGCCGCCUUGUCUCGGACAUCACCGAAAAGGAAGGAAAGCCGCCGCUUUGCUUAAUCUCUGACGUGUUUUUUGGGUGGGCUGUGAAUGUAGCGAAAAGCUUCGGCACCGUCAACGUCGCUUUGUCCACCGGUGGGGCUUACGGCACGGCGGCGUACAUAUCCAUCUGGCAACAUCUCCCGCAUCGUAGUGUGUCUUCAGAAGACGAGGAGUUCCACCUUCCGGGGUUCCCGGAACGGUGUCGUUUGACACCGUCUCACUUGCAUCCGUUUUUGAGAGCCGCCGACGGUACUGAUUCUUGGUCGAGAUAUUUCCAGCCGCAGAUCUCGCUCUCCAUGAAGUCUUUUGGUUGCAUAUGCAACACCAUUGAGGAAAUCGAGCCGUUCGGAUUGGAAGUGUUGCGAAAUUACCUUAAGGUUCCUGUUUGGUCCGUUUUGGCUUCCAAUAUUUCCAGCAACAAAUAUUCCGGCAAGAAAUCCGGAAUUUCGGCUGAGAAAUGUAUUGAGUGGCUCGACUCGCACGCUUCCGAUUCGGUGGUGUAUAUCUCGUUCGGUUCUCAGAACACGAUCAGUGCCUCCCAGAUGAUAGAAUUGGCCAAAGGAUUGGAAAAGAGCGGGAAGCCUUUUGUCUGGGUCAUAAGGCCGCCGGUGGGUCACGACUUGAAGGGCGAGUUCCGACCGGAGUGGCUGCCGGAGCGUUUCGAGGAGCGAAUGAGGGAGACCAAGCAGGGGUUAUUGGUGCACAACUGGGCCUCGCAGCUGGAGAUUCUGUCGCACGCGGCGACGCGAGCGUUUGUGAGUCACUGCGGGUGGAACUCGGUGGUGGAGAGCUUGAGCAGAGGGGUGCCGAUCAUCGGGUGGCCGCUGGCGGCGGAGCAGGCGUAUAACUCAAAGAUGUUGGUGGAGGAGAUGGGUGUGAGUGUGGAGCUGACGAGGGGUGUGAAGAGUAAUGUGGAGGCGGAGGAGGUGAGGAGAGUGAUUGAGUUGGUGGUGGCCGAGAGUGGGGAAGGUGGUGAGAUGAGGAGAAGAGCUGGUGAGAUUAUGGAGAAGAUAAGAGGAGCUGUAGGGGAGGAUGGUGAAGCAAAGGGGUCUUCCCUUAAAGCUAUAGAUGAUUUUGUUUCUGAACUUCUUUCACAGAGAGAAGGAAGAGGAUCCAAAAUCCAGUAACUCUGUAUUUUCAAUUAGGAUGUACCUUGAAAGGGAAAAAGGAUCAAGGCUAGUAGUUCUAUAGUUUUCAAGUAUCAUGAAAAUGAGUAAUUUCAUACCUGGUUCCUUUAGAUCAA